Siniperca chuatsi (mandarin fish) is the source of this 2496-nucleotide messenger RNA. Its product is annotated as cyclin-Y-like protein 1. Lineage: Eukaryota; Metazoa; Chordata; Actinopteri; Centrarchiformes; Sinipercidae. The record is from RefSeq and is a predicted model, not a curated record. Gene Ontology annotation, molecular function: protein kinase binding; cyclin-dependent protein serine/threonine kinase activator activity. The coding region runs from base 823 to 1842 and encodes 339 amino acids. Gene Ontology annotation, biological process: regulation of canonical Wnt signaling pathway; regulation of cyclin-dependent protein serine/threonine kinase activity. Gene Ontology annotation, cellular component: plasma membrane. The transcript has 10 exons.
CACAGCCGGAAGUUACCUCUGAACUUAAUUGCUUCGGUGGAUUUGACAUCCAAGACGUGUCUUCUGCAAAUGCGACGAGAUGAAAGCUAACGUUGGCUAUCUUUUUAAAAUUACACUCGCUACGUUUCUGCUUCCUUAGUUAACUCUAGAGUCUUUUCCAGUUAGUGAAUUUGUACGUUAGUCUGGUAGAAACGCCUUUAAUUGUGACAGAGACUUCAACUGCAGUGAAAAUGGAUUGAUCCAUGCUGCUGAAGAAGCCAGGAAUGGAUUGAGCUGCGGAAGCUAGCGUUAGCCGGCUAGCCAUGGAGGGAGAUAGAGGAGCUCGUGACUUUGUCUUGUUAGCCUUUAAUCCGUAAAAUGAGUUGAUAUUAGUUAUUCACCGUCCAAAACUAUUAAGUCCACGCACGCAGUUCUUCUUAAAGUGCGCCAGUGCUAUGUUGCGCAUACGCCCUGAAUAUGUCAGCUGUCCUGCACAUACCGCAGAUACCCAGUUGGCUGUCAUUACAUAGAUCCCACUCUACUCUAAAGCAAGAUUUUUCACUUUUCAGCCAAACACACAGGCUAAACGGGUCCCUAAUAUACUAAACUCAAAUUGGAUUAUUUUAAAGAUUGAACUGUAGUUUUUAUCUGAAAGUCAAAGUCAGAGAGUUUCAGUUUUAUUUUGGUGUUGCAUAUUAGUAACUGCCACUUAAAAGAUUUAGAUUAAAUUUUGUAAGUUGCAGACAUCCUGCGGCCCAGUGUUGUCAGUUAGACUAGUAGGUGAUCCCUCCUCAGUUGUAUGGGAAACAGUGCUGGCUGUAGCAGGACUGUUGUAGGUCAACGAUGGGAGGUUCGGUGUCUUGCUGCAUCUCCCCUGGAGAGAGUCCCAAGAUCCACAGGAGAGAGGUGGAGCUGGAGGAGUGUCCCAUCACCACCACUGAGGACGUGAGUGAAGACACUGGGACUUACCUGCAGCACAUCAGCGACAGGGAGCUCCCCGACGAACUGGCCAACCCAUCAGACCACCCCAGAGCCAGCACCCUCUUCCUCAACAAGUCGCAGACAGACGUGCGUGAGAAAAGGAAAAGCAACUACAUGAACCAUCAAAUGUCCCCAGGGCUCCUGACAAAAAAGUACAGCUCCUGCUCAACAAUAUUCAUCGACGAUAGCACAGUCAGCCAGCCCAACCUCAAGAGCACGAUCAAAUGCGUCGCAUUGGCCAUAUACUAUCACAUAAAAAACAGAGAUUCAAACCGCUCGCUGGAUAUAUUCGACGAGAAGAAGCACCCUCUAACGCGAGAAAAGGUUCCAGAUGACUACUCUGUGGUAGACCCCGAACACAAACUCAUCUACCGCUUCAUACGAACGCUCUUCAGCUCCGCGCAGCUCACUGCUGAGUGCGCCAUCGUCACUCUGGUCUACCUGGAAAGGCUGUUGACAUACGCUGAGAUGGACAUCUGUCCGUGUAACUGGAAGCGAAUUGUUCUCGGUGCCAUCCUGCUGGCCUCCAAGGUCUGGGACGACCAGGCCGUGUGGAACGUCGACUACUGCCAGAUCCUCAAAGAUAUCACAGUGGAGGACAUGAAUGAGAUGGAGCGUCACUUCCUGGAGCUACUCCAGUUCAACAUCAACGUCCCAGCCAGCGUCUACGCCAAGUAUUACUUUGACCUGCGCUCACUGGCUGACGACAACAACCUCAAUUUCCCUCUGGAGCCGCUGAGCAACAAACGGGCCCAGAAACUGGAGGCCAUCUCCAGGCUGUGCGAGGACCAGUACAAGGACCUGAGUAAAGCUGCUGUGAAGAGGUCUGUCAGUGUAGACAACCUGGUUGGCGUCAAGACCUCGCAGGCUGUGCUGUCUUAAGUCUGCGACAGCCAUCUUUGAUCUGGCGAGGAGGUGGAGCAAUGGAGCUUAGUGUGAAGCUACAGGAUGUGAUGCUACAUUCAAUAAGUCAGACAGCAUUUGCCAAGAGACAUUUCCAAAGUAGAUUACAGUUAAAAUCAGUAACUGAAAAGUUCCAUUUGGGGAGGAACAAAAGACCAGAAGUUUACCAUACAAUAUUGCUAAAACAUAAUGAAUCCAGUCUGUAUGUGUUCAUUACAAAGAACUUAAGCUGUCUGCCUUUUUAAAGCAUGGUCAUUUGGUGAAAUAUUUUGCAGAUUGUCACAUUUUUUUCAAAUGGUGGAUGUGUAACUUCGGAAGAAAUCAGCAUGAAAAUGCUUCCUGAAGUCACACAAAUUGAAGACCUCAUUUUUUUUUAUUUUUACAUCACCCGAUCUUUUGGGGAGUCAUUUCUCUGGCUUUGGCCCUCUUCUCUCCACCAGCCGUGUCCCCUUUCCUUUAUUCACAUGACAGACUGUCUUGAACUACCCUGUGGUGUAGUUCUGCACAUGGACAAAGAGUAGACUUUGUUUUGCUUACUAUGUAGGCCCCUAUAGCUGUGAAAUGUACGAGACUUUAUUUAAUUCAAAUAAAUUUCAGUCACUGUUUAAAGUUGAGGCUGCUUAGGUGGGAAAA